Messenger RNA from Laccaria bicolor S238N-H82, 930 nucleotides. RefSeq lists its product as uncharacterized. The transcript has a single exon. The record is from RefSeq and is a predicted model, not a curated record. Bases 1 to 930 code for a protein of 309 amino acids. Lineage: Eukaryota; Fungi; Basidiomycota; Agaricomycetes; Agaricales; Hydnangiaceae.
AUGGGAGAUGCUGAAGAUCCUGAUACUAGCAGUGGCACUUCUGAUUCUAGCAGUGGCUCUGACUCUGAAACUGAGCAAGGGCCAACACCUAUAGACGUUCAUCCUACACUUCCAAAACAGUUGGAAGAUCUGCAUGCUGAAUUACUUGGUGAUUAUACUGUUCCUCCAGUUCCACCUACAGAUGCCAACUUAGCUCCAAAAAUUAAUGCCCUUUCUCUGUCUGAGAAAGCAUCACUUGAGCAUUAUGUUGCAUGGAAGAAAUCAAAUGGGACAGUAAAAGGGUACAAAUAUCAUGCAACUGUCCUGCAGUCCAAUCUAGACACUGAAAUUCUGUCACUCCACCAAGUUAAGAAGCUUUCACAAAGGCUUACUGGGUUUUAUCCAAAGAAAGUGGACAUGUGUCCAAAAAGUUGCAUUGCUUAUACUGGCAAAUACAAAGACUUGGAUAAAUGUCCAUAUACUUCCAGUCAAGCAAAGGAACCAUGUGGAAUGGCACACUACAAGGAAGGCAGGAAACCAGGCACUAAAAUGCCACAAGCACAAGUACAAAUUCUUCCAGUGAUGGCAACUAUUAGGGCAUUAUAUGCAAAUGCAGAUACCUCUAGGCAUUUACGUCAACGUGAUUCUUAUUUGAAGCAGGCCCUUCAUCUUGUUGGAUCUGCAAUGCAGAAAUUCUCUGAUUAUGGAAAUUCACAGCUCCAUAUUAUCCAGCAUCAACAGAUGGGUCUUUUUAAAUUUCUGAGGGAUAUUGCACUUGCACUAUCGACUGAUGGAGCUCAACUAACAAUGAAGAAGCAUUCCAACACUUGGCUUCUUAUCCUCAUAAUUCUGAAUCUUCCUGCCACAUUACAGUAUAAAACUGAGCACAUAAUCAUCAAUCUCACAACUCCAGGCCCAAAUUCCCCAGGAGAUAUUGAAUCCUUUAUCUGA